UAUCGAUGGGCGAUGUAAGUAGGCGUGUAGUUAACGUUUUGAUAAAGCUAUUGCUUAGCUGUAUACUUUCAUUUGUUUUAUGGAUAAUACCUGUGUGUCAUUUCGAUUAUUAUAUACCGAUGAUAUAUUAUUUGUGUAUAUAUAACAGCUAUAUAUAAUAAAACCGAAUAUUAAAAAAAUAUAAGCAGAUUUAGCGACGGUUACGCCAGGAAUAAAACAAUACGUACGUAAAAGCUUUUAGCUCAUUAUACUUAACACACUGUAUGAUUGUAAUAAUUAGGAGGUUGGUUACUACAGACAUUGAUGCCCCAAAGCCGGAAAUUCCUCCAGCGAUCGACGUUAGUAUGUUCGGUGAAUCCAGUGGAUUAGCAGAUAUAACUUUGAUUAUAGAAGAUGUCCGUAUUCCUGUCAUCAGCGAUCUUUUGGCGUUUACAUCACCUGUAUUUAGAGCAAUGCUAAAUGGUGAUGGGAUGAAAAAAGAACAGAAUGAAAUCCAACUACCAGAAAAACGAUUGGAAAGCUUCAUUCCAUUUCUUCGCUGCAUUUAUCCAGAUCUUAAGGACAGAAUUACAGAAAUAAAUGCAGAAAUCAUUCUACCAUUGGCAUCGGAAUAUCAAGUCGUGAAGUUGAUGGAACAAUGUGAAGAUCGCCUUAUUGUCUUGAUUGAAGACGAAAGCAAUCAUAAUAUGUCUUGUGAACAUCUUUGCAAAUUUUUAAAGUUAGCAGAACACUGUAACCGAGAGCGUCUGAGGGAAUUAUGUACCGUCCGGGUUUCUACAUUUCCACUGGAUGUGAGGACGCACCAGAUUGCAACAUAUAAGAUAUCAUUACAAACAGAGCUUCAGAUUGCAAAGUUGGCAUGUCAAAGCCACGAGGCUGAGGUAGAAAGAUUAAACAAGUGUAAUGCAUCAAUAGAAAGUGAGCUCACGACCGCAAAGUCGGAAUGGAAAAGACACGAGGCUGAAGCAGAACGUUUAAAAAUACAUCAUGAUAAGUUAAUCAAUUUUCCAAAACGAUACUAAUAGUACUAAAACAACUGAUCAAACUGGCAAAGUAUGUAUGCAAAAACCUUUAAAUAGCCUUAUAGAACUGUACUAGUGUUGUAUUCAUGUAUUGUCAUCAUGGACGACUAAAGUUAUUGUGGUCGACAAAUACGUGUAAUAUGGUUUUAAUUAUAGAACCUUAGCUUAAAUAAAAAAGCUGUUUGUUAGCAUCAAUUUAACUAACCGUAGAUAAUUUUUAUAGUUAUAAAAGCUCAUUUGCUGAAAAAAAUAAAUAGAGUUGAAUAAAGUCAUAUAAUAGU
Molecule: messenger RNA, 1303 nt
Organism: Dreissena polymorpha
Lineage: Eukaryota; Metazoa; Mollusca; Bivalvia; Myida; Dreissenidae
Exons: 3
Coding region: 264-1022 (252 amino acids)
Molecular function (GO): protein binding
Source: RefSeq, a predicted model, not a curated record